Messenger RNA from Chrysemys picta bellii (western painted turtle), 2248 nucleotides. The record is from RefSeq and is a predicted model, not a curated record. Lineage: Eukaryota; Metazoa; Chordata; Testudines; Emydidae.
GGGAGAUUGUUGUGCUCCGCGCCCUUUCCUGAGGGGACGGGCUGAGAGUCUGUGAGGCGGCGGCAUGGACGGUCCCGUGUCCAGUAUGGAGGUCUGUAACCUGGCCUACACGGGGCAGCUGGAGUUGCUGCAGGACCGGCUGAGGGAGGACCGCAGCCUGGCCACCCGCAGCGACCAGGAUCACCGAACAGCGCUGCACUGGGCAUGCUCAGCGGGACACCCGGACAUCGUGCAUUUCUUGCUAGGCCUGGGCGUGCCUGUCGAUGACAAGGACGACGCUAGCUGGACUCCUCUCCAUAUUGCAGCUUCAGCAGGCCAUGAUGAAAUUGUGAAAGCUCUGAUUGGAAAAGAUGCUCAAGUGAAUGAUGUUAAUCAAAAUGGCUGCACACCUCUGCAUUAUGCAGCCUCCAGAAAUAGACAAGAGAUUGCAGUUAUGCUGUUAGAGAAAGGAGCUGAUCCUGAUGCAACAGACCACUAUGAAUCCACUCCAUUACACAGAGCAGCAGCCAAAGGAAACCUAAAAAUGAUACAGAUCCUGCUGCAGUACAAAGCGUCUGUGAAUAUGCAGGACUCUGAAGGGAACACACCUCUCCAUUUAGCCUGUGCUGAAGAGAGAGUGGAUGAGGCAAAGCUGUUGGUGUCCCAUGGUGCAAGUAUUUACAUUGAGAAUAAAGAAGAAAAGACCCCGCUGAAAGUGUCAAAAGUUGGCCUGGGAACUGUACUUAAAAGACUGGUGGAAGACUAGCAGUGUUGGAUGAGUUAUGACUUGAAUUCCAUUCCUGAUGCACCCAUUUAAGACUAUUAUCUUAAUAUUUUGAUAGCUUAAUUUUGAUAGCUUAAAUGUUGUUAUAAUGUGCAUAUAUAAUGUAUGUAGUGGUAUAUAUCAGUACCCUUCAAUUUUACCACCAAGUGCACUUCUUCUAAUUGCCUGUUAAUUAAACCAGUCAGCACUUUUAAAAUAUUUUUAGUAUCCUGCAGUUUUGUUUCAUGUAAAAUUAUUGUUACUCUUAUAAAUUGGAAUUGGAAGAAACCUGUUAGGUUUUAUUUUCUAUUUUACAGGGCCUAGUGUGGGAUUGAUUCUUUAUAGUAUAUUGUGUUCAGUCCUGUUGCUUGAGCCAUUUAAAAUUAGGUUUGCUUUGGAAGCCCGUUCCACAGUCUAUUACUUUUUGUUACAGCUGGCCAGAAAAUGGAAUUGAAGUUCUGUGAAAAACACAAGAAUAUUUUAGGUGUUUCCAAAACAAAAUAUGCUUCUUGGACUCCCCGGCUGCCUACCCGGAUGAGUUACCGAGGAGCUGGGGAUCCCAGGACAUAUAGGCUGCUGGCUUCUCAGCAGCCCACCUGAUGGGGAUCCCAGGGAGCUUAUUUUGGGAGCUCCGGAAGCCAAAAUUCAAAGUCAGUUUGCCUGGCAGGCUGCUGUGGAGCUGGGGCUUCAGAAAACACAGUCCUCAAACAAAAAAAAAAUUCCAUUGGAAAAUUUCCAAUCAGUUCUGCAUCUUGUAAAGGAACUGGCGUUUUUUCCUUUUUUCUUCUUCUUGGUAUUCAUAUUACAUAUUUGUUUUUUUCAGUUUAAUCCAAUUCUUAUUUCACUUCAGACCACUCUAAACUAUUCCUCUCCCUCCUUAUUAUCUAAACUACUGUUCAACUACUUCUAGAGGUUAAUUCUAUUUGCCACCCCUUUCAUUUGUCUAACCCCCUUUUGGCAUAGCUAUGAAUACUUCACUCUCAAUACGUCUUUAUUGCCUGGUCUGUCUGGCCCUCUAGUCUGUGAUGUUCCCUUCAGUUUGUCAAAUGCUUCCUGGUAAUGAGAUGCUCAAACUGUGUCUAGUAAGGUACAUGCAGACUCACUAGUGCCCCCCAGAGACACUGUCAUCUAAUUACAUUGCUUUCUGCUGGCCCAGUAUGUCUCAUUGCAAGCUCCCAUCUAAUUUUACUAUCCGCUAUCAUCUUGUGCCUUUAUUUAAUAUCCCAGCUUUUAAGAGGUGUUUUGCCCAUUGAAUAUCUGUGUUCUGGAUUUUUUCCUCAGAUGUACUAGCUUGAAUCUCAUUGAAUUUCCUUCUCUAGCUGUCAAUGUUGGUGGUUUGGUGCAUCCCACUGUGUAAUAUUAUCUCUGACUUUAAUGUGCUGUUUACCUCUUUAAUAUCAAUAGUCCAGGGCACCCUUUAUUUACUAGCAGCAACUUCUGCUUCCUUAGUUAUAGGAAGAUAAAAUUGUUGUAUGACUGAAAGCUGUGGUGUUCAUGGGCAUGUAC